Molecule: messenger RNA, 559 nt
Organism: Colletotrichum acutatum
Lineage: Eukaryota; Fungi; Ascomycota; Sordariomycetes; Glomerellales; Glomerellaceae
Exons: 2
Coding region: 1-501 (166 amino acids)
Source: RefSeq, a predicted model, not a curated record
AUGCCAAGACCCCUCCAUGCCUUCCUUUUGCUGCUCAACCUGCUGCUCAUGUUGCUUCGGUGCAAGGCACCGGCAGGCACGACAUCAGACCGACCGAGCUGCAGUUGCCAGUUAUGUUACCAUCCCGAAUCUGCCAUGUUCCUGUAUGGUGGCCGUGCCUGCCUGCCCGGAGUGAAGCGCCGAUAUACGGAACCAGAAAGUUCCACUCGCCGACCUAGAAACUUCAGACUUUCAAAGUCGGGUGUCUUCGCAAACCCUCAGUCAUCAUCCAUGGGCUUUCUUAAGUUUGCCCAACGGAUUCCCUGCAUUAGACCGCCCUCCAUACAUCGAGUCUACUUGCAAAUGGCCAUCCCUACUCAACUGCAUAGGAGCCCGAAGCCAACAAGCGCCAACGCACUUUACGAUCCGCCUUUAACCCAGGGAACCGGACGCCAAAAACGCUGCGGGCUUGGCCGGUGGUCACACGUCCGCCGCCAAACCACGACAUGUGCACAAGAAUGAGAUCCGUCCCCACUGCGCAUGAUGAUGCCGCCUGCUGCACGCAUAAACCCUAUUUCGC